Nelumbo nucifera (sacred lotus) is the source of this 945-nucleotide messenger RNA. Its product is annotated as CASP-like protein 1E2. NCBI's taxonomy places the organism in Eukaryota, Viridiplantae, Streptophyta, Magnoliopsida, Proteales, Nelumbonaceae. The record is from RefSeq and is a predicted model, not a curated record.
AUAUAUAUAUACUACUUUACAAGCAGUGAAGCCACUUUGUCAGCAAAGGAGUUGCAGAAGAAAAUUCUUGCAAGAGCGUAGGAAAUGGAGAGCAGCCAGACCCAAUAUAAGGCUGCCAAUACUGUGGAAGGAAAAGGGGGGAUUGAGAGCGGAGGGAAGGGGACUGAAGUGGCUAACCCAAGAGGUGUGAGGUCGUCGGACUUCCUACUUCGACUACUGGCUUUGGCCACAACCCUGGUGGCGGCCACCGUGAUGGGUGUUGCUAGGGAGACUAAGGUUGUCUCUUUCCCCCUCCUCCCUAACCUUUCACCCUACAAAAUUUCUGUUACUGCUAAGUCUCGCUACUCCUCUGCUUUGGUAUACUUCCUGGUGUCGAACGCCAUAGCCUGUGCUUAUGCAGCGUUGUCUCUGCUGCUAUCACUUGCGAAACAAGCCGGAACCGACGCCUUUUCAUUGGCCAUCAUCGUCCUCGACGUGAUGAUGGUGGGGCUGCUCUUCUCCGGCAAUGGGGCCGCUGCGGCCAUCGGCGUCGUCGGCUACGAAGGCAACUCGCACGCCAACUGGCAGAAGGUUUGCGACGUGUUCGGGACCUACUGUCGCCAGGUCACGGCCUCCAUCGUCGUGUCUCUCAUCGGGUCCCUCCUGUUUCUCUUGUUGGUGGUGCUCGGCGUUUUGAACCUCCGCCGGCGAUCUUAUUAGAUUACAGCAGCUUAGUAUUAUGAAUCUAUUGGCUCUUCUGUGUUUGCCAUGGCGCCGUUUGAGCUAUAUGGUUAUGGGCUUGUGUACUACCGUAAACGUGCUGUACUUGGAUGUUGACUGAUCGGAUUUCUGAUAGGUUUGAGACCACGUAAUUCAUUAAUUGUGCAUUCAAUGUUGCUUCAUGGCUACGGCGGUCUGUCUACGUACCAGUCAAUCAAUGGUAAGCACUCAUUUGAUUGACCUGAU